AUGUUCAAUGUGGAAGCAUGGCGGGUCAACAUAGAUGAAGGAGGAACAGACACUGAGCCAAGCAUGAGCAGGCAAAUAGUUUGUAUGUUACUAAUACCAAUGGCCAUUGCUAGUACAACUCCACACUUUAAGUCGCCUCUCACAUUCGAGCCUGCCCACGCUAGAACAACUGCGACGAGGUCAUUGAUGAUCUGGGAGAUUCGUGCUUUCUGGUAUAGGUCAUUGAUGAUCUGGGAGAUUUAUGCUUUGAUUCGGGUCUGGUAUAGGUCUGGUAUUGGUAUAGGUCCCAGGCGCCAGGUUGAAACAUGCUAUGCACUUGAUCGCAAUGUGCACGCCACUGGUCGCAAUCCAGGUCCAAUCAAUACCAUGGAUCAUUUUCUGGAGCUCAACAAACCGCUUUUACAGACACCCUAUAUCCUCCAAAUCACGGACCUUCGACUUUGGAACACAGCUCCUUACACGAACAUCAACUGGGAGGAUCCUGCUCUAUAUGCCAACCUCCCGUCUUUCUCUGAGCUCAUGUAUGAAGAUACAUCUACAUGGCAGGUACCCGAUGGUUUUCUGCAACUCCCUAGUGCCCAUAGUAGAGAGGAGCUACCACCAACUCCUAACACGCAAGUACCGACACCCGACAACUCCACAUUCAAUUCUGAAUCAUCUGUGGAUUCUCGACCAUCUGACAUUGGUCAGACCCAGAGGCAAGUGCUUGAUUCGAACACCGAUAGCAUCACAACAGAAGCAGUCGCCACCGGCAACAAUUCCUCAUGGGCUGCACGGAACCCCAGACAACCUGUACUCACAACUCGCCAGGGUGUCAAACUCACAGAGGCACAGAAGGCAUCACAAAGAAUUGCUCAGGAGCAAUGA
Molecule: messenger RNA, 867 nt
Organism: Suillus plorans
Lineage: Eukaryota; Fungi; Basidiomycota; Agaricomycetes; Boletales; Suillaceae
Exons: 13
Coding region: 1-867 (288 amino acids)
Source: RefSeq, a predicted model, not a curated record